Pseudophryne corroboree (corroboree frog) is the source of this 1129-nucleotide messenger RNA. It is a transcript of the gene SOD1, whose product is annotated as superoxide dismutase 1. Gene Ontology annotation, molecular function: copper ion binding. Gene Ontology annotation, cellular component: peroxisome; mitochondrion; cytosol. The coding region runs from base 51 to 509 and encodes 152 amino acids. NCBI's taxonomy places the organism in Eukaryota, Metazoa, Chordata, Amphibia, Anura, Myobatrachidae. The record is from RefSeq and is a predicted model, not a curated record. The transcript is spliced from 5 exons. Gene Ontology annotation, biological process: superoxide metabolic process.
CCAGAGGAGGCGGGGCAGCAGCCGGGUCACACAGACACUCAGCGAUCAUCAUGGUGAAGGCGGUGUGCGUACUGCAGGGCUCCGGCGAGACUAAAGGCGUGGUGCACUUCGAGCAGGCUCAGGAAGGCGAUGAAGUUGUUAUAACAGGUAAUAUCACUGGACUGACUGAUGGGGAACAUGGAUUUCAUGUCCAUGUUUAUGGCGAUAACACUAAUGGCUGUAUGAGUGCAGGUCCACACUUCAACCCUCACGGCAAGAACCAUGGUGCCCCAGGAGAUGCUGACAGACACGUUGGAGACCUUGGAAAUGUCACCGCCAGUGGUGGAGUGGCUGAGUUUAAACUGACAGACAAGGUGAUAUCCCUGGCAGGGCCACACUCUAUCAUAGGACGCACAGUGGUGGUCCAUGAGAAACAGGAUGACCUGGGGAAAGGUGGGAACAGUGAAAGUCUGGUGACCGGAAACGCUGGAGGGCGUCUGGCCUGUGGAGUCGUUGGUUUCUGCCAGUAAAUCCAAAUCUCUAUGGGCUGGCAUUACCCAGUCAUAUCUCCUGCAGUUAUCCUGUUGUGCUGACCUGCACUUAGUGAUGUCACAGCUCCAGUUCUCAGCCACUAUUGCAUCAUUCUUUAUAUUAUAAAAUACUGUUGAAGCUGUUUUGCCACUUGUGAUUAUUUGCUGUAGGGAUUGUGACCAGUGUCUACUGGAUAAUGGUCUCAUUGUUAAAAGGUCUAGAAAAAAAAUAAUUGUUUUGGACUACAGGAAAAUUGAUUGAUAAAUCGCCAGUUUUCAAGCAUUCUAAAGAUGCGGCAAUGCACAAUUGCUGCAAUAUGAAUGAUCUAAUUAUCACUUUGCUUAGAAUUUCCUUCGGGGUAGCACCUGCUUCCAGGUGCUUGGUUAGACCAAUCCUGAUGCAUGUACAUGCUCUGAAUCUGAUGGGAUCCAUUCAUGCGAUUCCAGUAAAAUGACCAUUGAAGCUUCUAUUACUACCCAACAAGCUACCGGAGGUGCCCUGACAGUUGGACACGUGCAAACACUGUCUCUACAGCAGUAGUGUAUAAGAUCUGUAUAGUGAUCUGGCGCUGGUGGAGCAAUAUGUUAAAGAGGUGCAAUAAUAAACAUUUAUUACUUUA